GGUGGCUUCAUUGAAAAGAUCAGAAAUUGGAAGCAACGUACUCCGUAUGUAUAGCAUAAUCUCUAAGACCCAAUCGGCCGUGCUUGGUGCAGAUGCCAUCGCCUCUGCAGAUCCAUCCCUGACAACAACGGUGGACGCACCUCAGAUUCUUGCCUCCUGCGUCCUCCGUCUGAACCUGUGACUUAGCCCACUGGACCGCUCCAAAGGCUGCGCCGUCUGGCAUUUUCACGGCUCACAAUCGCCGGCGAAUCUCUCAGAUGUCCAGCACCCAGUCCUCACCGGGCGCAUCGCAUGCUGCUCGAUCACGUCUGGUCCCACCCAACCCUCCUCGAGACUUCAGCCGCGUCCCCUCAAACCCCCGCGACAAACGACCGCCGCACCGAACAACCCUCGAACCACCGAUCGGCCAUCAUCACCAGCGUUCUUCCUCGCCUCGACUCCAUGCUACCAACUCUCCAUCACUCACGAGACGUCAAAGUCAACGAACCUCCUUGCCCGGCGAACCCGCAGGAUUAGUCGACCCUGGUGGUGCCUCCGACGCCGCCAACACCAACGCCGACGCUGCCGCCUCGCCACGACGUCACGCCUCUCCUCACCCACCACGCGUCUGGCCCAACGACGAAAUCUGGCUACCGCGUCUACCUGUACGGGACGAUCCUAUCGAUAGAGCCCUCGCUUCAUCUGGCUGGUCGCCCGACGCCUUGAAUCACCUCUUCACCAGUGACGCCAUACUCAGUGACCUCGCCAACAAUACUUUUUCCUCGCCCUCCACCUACCCAUCCUUCACGACCACGAACCAGCUCUCCCAGCCGCACAUCUCUACGGAGGACGCUACCAUCUCGCCACUGGUUCUUGCCGACAACAUGCCCGCCACCACUCGCCGGCGCAGCACGACUGCCAUGCCCGCCUCCUCUCCUCCCACCACAGCACGAGCGCUCCAUGUAGGGUCUCGUGACAGCGGCCCGCCCGCCAAGAAGAUGAGAAUAGGCAACGACGAAGACGAUCCGUUCAAGAGCCCAUCACCACUCUUCAGCGAGGAGCCCAUCGACCUGACCGAUCCCGCCAUCCCCCCCGAACAAGCCGCACGGAGGCCAAAGUCGCCGCCUAAUGUGAAACUCGCGAGCUUCCAAUGUGCCAUCUGCCUCGACAAUGUAGAGAACAUGACAGUCACACACUGCGGCCACAUCUUCUGCGCACAGUGUCUUCACUCUUCGCUCUGCGUCGAAUCCACAAAGGGCCGCUGUCCAAUGUGCCGCGCCAAGAUCGACAUCAAGCCGCGAGACGAAUACAGCAGCAAGACAAAAGGGUUCUAUCCCAUCGAACUAAAGCUGAUGACCAAGUCAAGAAAAGGCAAGCGCAAGGCCGGGGAUACAUCAUAAAAGAGCAGUAGUAAUUGGGCGUGGAAUGGGCAUGGGCGGCGUUUUGGGCACACUCAUCAUACUACAUGCAUUGCAAGCAAGCGUCACAAUCUUGUUUUCAGGUGUUGAUAGGGCUAUUCGGCGACCCAAGCGUUAGUCGCCUUGCAUUUACAAUGAAUACAUUCGCAAAUCCAAA
Molecule: messenger RNA, 1554 nt
Organism: Emericellopsis atlantica
Lineage: Eukaryota; Fungi; Ascomycota; Sordariomycetes; Hypocreales; Bionectriaceae
Exons: 3
Coding region: 258-1379 (373 amino acids)
Source: RefSeq, a predicted model, not a curated record